Molecule: messenger RNA, 1327 nt
Organism: Portunus trituberculatus (swimming crab)
Lineage: Eukaryota; Metazoa; Arthropoda; Malacostraca; Decapoda; Portunidae
Product: queuosine salvage protein-like
Source: RefSeq, a predicted model, not a curated record
UUCAGAAACUAAUGUAGAGUAUCAAAAUAGUGAAAACUGUGGUUAUUAAGCUUCACACCUUCGUAAUAUCAAUAAGAACAUUUAAUCGUACACAAAUCUCAAGGUAAAAAUGUGUCCCAGUACUGAAGGAGUUAACGCUGAGGUCCCGCAUUUGUUCCUCGCCUUGUCUCGGAGUGUAGGCGACGUCACACACACACACACACACACACAUGGCAGCUGCAGGGUCAGGGAUGUUGUGGCCGCGUGAGGCUGGUAAAUUCAUCGCCAGUUUAUCCAGAGACGUGAAGAUCAGGCCAGAUGGGGUCACGAAGACUGCCAGGGUGGUUGCCGACGCCGUGAAGUCAGGUCAGCUCGGCAUGGAGGCUUUUAAACAGAAUGAGGUGCUGCCACUGGGCCGGGGACUCACCCAGGGGCAGCUCGCUAACUGGGUCUUCCUCAUCGACUCGCUCAAUUUCAAUUUCUGGACACCCGACGGACUGCCCAAGUACACCGUCACUCACAAGGGGAAGACCUACACCGGCUACAUGGCCAUGGUCGCUGCUGUCAACCGAGCGCUGGACGAGGGGCGCCCCAUGUGUGACCCUGCCCACUACUCCACGCUGACCCUGCAGGACCUCACUCACAUCUUCCGCUCAGAGACGCCCUCACAGAUGCCCCUUCUGGAGAAACGUUUUGAGGUCCUACAGGAAAUAAGUGGCAUCCUGAAGGAGAAGUUUGGUGGUUCCUUCGAGGGGGUGAUCAGAAAGGCGGAGAACAGCGCAGUGAAGUUGGUGGAGGUAGUGACGGUGUUUCCCUUGUUUCCGGACGUUGCUUCUUUUGAGGGGCGUCCUGUUGCAUUGUACAAGCGAGCACAGAUACUGGCAGCCGACCUGUGGAUGCUGUACCGUGGGGAAGCUCCUGGGGCCUUCACUGACUUGAGAAAGUUGACCAUGUUUGCUGAUUAUCGAGUUCCGCAGUCCCUGGCUUACCUCGGUGCUCUGGAAUACUCUGACGCCCUGAUGGAAAGGCUGAAGGACCAGUAUUUGUUCAGCAGUGGAGACAGAGAAGAGGUGGAGAUCCGAGGGUGUUCCAUCGAGGCAACAGAGCAGAUCGUGGAGGCUGUGCGGAGUGUUCUGCAGGCGGAGGGAGGCGGGGACAUCACUAGUGUUGAGGUGGACUUCUUUCUGUGGGACUAUAGAGUGAAACAUGCAGCUGAGGUGGACAAAAUUCCUUACCACAGAGUGAGGUGCAUCUUUUAUUAGUGUGUGGGUUUUUUUUUUUUUUUUUUUUUUUUUUUAGUUGUAUUAACUUAGUUGUAUUGUACAGGGUUCGAGUGGGGCUCAGUGUC